AUGACGGCGAAAGACCCGCGGGGACGGCUUGCGCGAUGGGCCUACCGAUUGCAGGAAUUCAACUUCACCAUUGAGCACGUGGAUGGUACGCAGAAUGUAUUGCCAGAUAUGUUGUCACGCCCGUGUUUGGACGACAUCAUGCCAGACCAUGCUAUACCGGUGCGUGCGUUCGCGAUGGGAGAGAGGAACCUGCUGGGAGAUCAAAGGACAGAUGAAUUCAUGAAGGUGUUGUGCUCUCACUUACGGGAUGGCACCAAACCGGAGGCUACAUCGGAGGAGGUGGAGGAACUCCUCAAGAUCUGGGACAGGUUGAAGGUCGAAAACGAUAACGUGGUGGUGGCGAUAGACGGACGGAAAGUGCCUUUUGUUCCACCAAAUCAGCGAGAACGUGUGAUGCGCAUAACUCAUGAUGGCGCCCAUAUGGGAUUCGAGCGGGUCUUUGAAUUGCUGCGGAGGCGAGUGUUUUGGCCAACUAUGAGGAAGGACGUCGCGGCAUACCUUCGGGAGUGCCCAAACUGCCAAACGAGUCGGGAGAUGGAGUCCCCGAGACCGCCGAUGCGAUCGAUGGAGGUUGGUGAGCCACUUCAGUGUUGGGGACUGGACGUCUUUGGGCCCUUACCAGUGAGUCGAGCAGGAAACAGAUACAUUCUAGUGAUGAUUGACCACUUCACUCGAUGGGUGGAAGCCAUACCAAUCAAGGACCAAACAGGCGAGACAGUGUCGCAAGUAUUCGAAUUCAAUGUGCCUGCAAGGUAUGGGAUCCCACAGUGUAUCAUCACGGACCAAGGGCCCUGCUUCGAGUCAAGAGCGUUUAAGUCAGUGUUGGACAAGUGGGGCAUCCAGAGACGGCGAACUUCACCGUACCACCCACAAACCAACGGGAUGACCGAGCGGUUCAACCGGACAUUGAAGACGUGGAUAAACUGCACGAAGUUGGCAUGGGAAGAUGCUUUGCCUCAAGUUCUGAUCGCGUAUCGGACCAGCAUGCAAUCAACCACCAAGGUCUCGCCAUUCGAAUUACUGUUCGGCAGAGAACCACGGAUUGCGCUCGAUACUUGCCUACCGAACCAGGGUGAGUGGAAACAUCCAGCUGAGCAUCAAGAGCGACUGCGAUGGAAAGCUAGAAGCGAAACCAAAGCUCGACAAGCGCGGAAUAAGCGAAAUUACGACGCCAGGCAUGAGGCUCACAAGUGGAGGCCAUUCAGGAUUGGAGAACGGGUCAAGUUACGGAACAACGAUCGGUCGGAUCAUGACGGGCCGGGCGCAAGCAAGUUCAGAGAACGCUGGAAAGGCCCCUACACCAUUAUCGACCAGAAAGCGGGCAACUUCUUAAUCGACUGCGGAGGAAUGAAACGUUGGGUGAAUGCUGCUCUCCUGCGACCAUGGUACGAGAGGAAGAAAGGUCCUGGAGGAGGGGCGGGUGUAGAGGGGCCGCUUCCAAGAAUGGCUCUGGGGAGCUCUUCGGAGCUAGCUGAGAGCGGAUCGCGAAAGACGGCUAGCGACGAGCCUGGGCCCGGAACUACGGAGCGGGAACAUGUGGACAGCGCAAUAAAUCAGACAAAUACGCCGCUAGCGCAGCCCACAGCACCGAGGCCGAGCCGAUUGACACAGCCCCGAACAAGCAAGUCGAGAGCUCUCGAACGACUCCUGGCCGAUCCAAAUCGGGUGCAGAGAAGCGGAGAUCGAGGCGAAAACAGGAAGGCGGAUCUUCCAAGUCAAAGCUCCCGAGGCGAAAGGACUGGCUCGUCUCUAACAUCCGCACCUGUGUUGCGUUGUGGGACGGAAACCUAG
Messenger RNA from Dicrocoelium dendriticum, 1791 nucleotides. The record is from the annotation of a GenBank genome assembly. Lineage: Eukaryota; Metazoa; Platyhelminthes; Trematoda; Plagiorchiida; Dicrocoeliidae.